Molecule: messenger RNA, 1711 nt
Organism: Budorcas taxicolor (takin)
Lineage: Eukaryota; Metazoa; Chordata; Mammalia; Artiodactyla; Bovidae
Gene: CLU
Product: clusterin
Exons: 9
Coding region: 150-1469 (439 amino acids)
Source: RefSeq, a predicted model, not a curated record
UGCAGCCAGCCCCAAAGUGGGUGUAUACGCAGCGGAGCGCUAUAAAUACGGGCGCCUCACGGUGUUGUGCACGCGGCGUGGCCAGGAGGAGCGCGCGGGCAGCGGUGACCGAGGCGUGCUGGGAUUCCAGAAGUGGAGAAGGAGGCAAGAUGAAGACUCUACUGCUGUUGGUGGGGCUGCUGCUCAGCUGGGAGAGUGGCCGGGCAAUCUUGGACAAAGAGCUCCAGGAAAUGUCCGCUGAGGGGAGUAAGUACGUGAAUAAAGAAAUUAAAAAUGCCCUCAAGGAGGUGAAACAGAUAAAGACCCAAAUAGAACAAACCAAUGAAGAGCGCAAAUUACUGCUCAGUUCCCUAGAGGAAGCCAAGAAGAAGAAAGAGGAUGCCCUGAAUGACACCAGGGAUUCUGAAAACAAGCUGAAGGCGUCCCAGGGGGUGUGCAAUGAGACCAUGACGGCCCUCUGGGAGGAGUGUAAGCCCUGUCUGAAGCAGACCUGCAUGAAGUUCUACGCGCGGGUGUGCAGAAGCGGCUCGGGACUCGUUGGCCACCAGCUCGAGGAGUUCCUAAACCAGAGCUCCCCCUUCUACUUCUGGAUCAACGGUGACCGCAUCGAUUCCCUGAUGGAUAAUGACCGGGAGCAGAGCCACGUGAUGGAUGUCAUGGAGGACAGCUUCACCCGGGCGUCCAGCAUCAUGGACGAGCUCUUCCAGGACCGGUUCUUCCCCCGGAGGCCCCAGGACACUCAAUACUACUCCCCCUUCAGCUCGUUCCCAAGGGGGUCACUCUUCUUCAAUCCCAAGUCCCGCUUUGCCCGGAACGUGAUGCCUUUCCCCUUGUUGGAACCCCUCAACUUCCACGAUGUGUUUCAGCCCUUCUACGACAUGAUCCACCAGGCCCAGCAGGCCAUGGACGCCCACCUGCAGAGGACUCCCUACCACUUCCCCGUGACGGAAUUCACAGAAAACAACGACCGCACUGUGUGUAAGGAGAUCCGCCACAACUCCACGGGAUGCCUGCGGAUGAAGGACCAGUGUGAGAAGUGCCAGGAGAUCCUGGAAGUGGACUGUUCGGCCAGCAGCCCGACUCAGACGCUGCUGCGCCAGCAGCUGAAUGCGUCCCUGCAGCUGGCGGAGAAGUUCAGCAGGCUCUAUGACCAGCUGCUCCAGUCCUACCAGCAGAAGAUGCUCGACACGUCGGCCCUGCUCAAGCAGCUGAACGAGCAGUUCACCUGGGUGUCCCAGCUGGCCAACCUCACGCAGAGCGAUGACCAGUACUACCUGCAGGUCUUCACGGUGAAUUCCCACAGCUCCGACCCCAGCAUCCCAUCUGGCCUCACCCAGGUGGUUGUGAAACUCUUCAACUCCUUCCCCAUCACAGUGACGGUCCCGCAGGAAGUCUCCAGUCCUAACUUCAUGGAGAAUGUGGCGGAGAAAGCGCUCCAGCAAUACCGCCGGAAGAGCCAUGAGGAGUGAGGCGUGAAAGUUGCUUUUGCAAGUAUGCAGGCGUCUCCACCCACUUGCCCCUGAGAUGAGCUUCAGGCCCCUUUAGAGAGCUGUGCACGUCGCCAGAUGACCAGGCCCUGACUUGGAGGUCCUCCUGACCCCACCAGCCUCUCCUUUGAACUCCUCUGAAACGCACUAAUGCCUGUGUUUGCCGAUCACGGGAAGAACUUGCUCGCAUGCCACUAACUCAAUAAACCACCUUGUAAUCUGAA